CAAAGUCAAAGUCGACUGCGUGUCCGUACUCCCCAGUAUGGCAUCAUCGUGAGUUCUGCGCCCUUUUAAUCAUCUCCUCCUUUGACGAGGCGAAUCAACGACUGGUAGAGUUGGUUCUGCAUAUGAGAUGACGUCAGUGGUAGUUGCGGUAAACGGCGGCGAAGGAGUCGGUGGAAGGGGAAGCCGACGAGCCGUUAAGUGGGCGGUCGAAAAUUUAUUCCCCAAAACCCAUCGGUUCAUCUUAGUCCACGUCAUUCCCGCCAUCACGUUUAUACCCACUCCAUCUGGAGACCGUAUCCCCAUUGAAGAACUAGACGAGAAUGUGGUGGCAAUGUACGUGCAGGAGGUGAAAUUGAAGUUUGAUGAAAUCUUUGUGCCCUUUAAAAAGCUAUGCAAGGCACAAAAGGUGGAAACUUUGGUGCUAGAGCAUGACAAUCCCGCGACUGCGCUUUUAAACUAUGUAUCACAAUCGGGGAUUGACAUUUUAGUGUUGGGUUCUUGGUCUCCCAAUUGUAUAAUCAGGAAGCUGAAGGGACCAGGUAUACCAAAAACUGUGCUGAAUGGUGCUCCAGAAACAUGCAAUGUUCACAUUGUAUCUAAGCGCAAAAUCUUCACAAAGUCAACGUAUUCCUCUUCCAUUAGCGAGACCAGCUUUAGGCACAGGAUGUCUAAUAGAAGAGAUUAUAAGAAAAGUUCCAGCAGCAUCAAUAAUUUAAUUUCUGAGCCUGAGCUUUAUUCUUCCAUUGUGGAAUCCAAAGUUCAGAAGUCCUUUGAAGCAUCAUCCGUGUCUCACUUUAGUGUGCAAGGCUCUCAAGGUUCAACAAAAACUGAAUCGUCAUAUGUGCAGGCUGAAAUAGAACAACUACGGCUAGAAUUACAAAAUACCAUUACCUUGUAUAAACGAGCUUGUGAAGAGCUGGUCCAUACUCAGAGCCAGGUCGAAUUAGUUUCUUCUGAGUGUGUCAAGGACGCUAGAAGAGUGAAUGCUGCCCUGGAAAGAGAAGAAAUAUUGAGGAAAAUUGCUGUUGAAGAGAAAGCAAGGUAUUUGCAAGCCAAGAAAGAGAUAGAGGAGGCUAAAAAUUUGUUUGCUAAAGAAGCUUAUGAAAGGCAGAUGGCUGAGCUCAGGGCCGAUAAAGAGUCCUCUGAGAAACGGAGAAUUGUUGAUGCACUUUUCAUGAGUGAUAGGAGGUACAAAAAGUACACUAGGGAUGAAGUAGAGUUGGCAACAAAUUUCUUUUCUGAGAGUAAUGUGAUUGGUGAAGGAGGGUAUGGGAAAGUAUAUAAAUGCAAUCUUGAUCAUACCCCAGUAGCAGUUAAGGUUCUCAGGUCUGAUGCAGUUAACAAGAAAGAGGAAUUCUUAAGAGAGGUUGAAGUUCUAAGCCAACUACAUCAUCCGCACUUAGUUUUGCUGCUUGGAGCUUGCCCUGAGAGUGGUUGUCUGGUCUAUGAAUACUUGGAAAAUGGAAGCCUGGAGGAGUGUAUCUUCCACGGAAAUGAAAAACCACCUCUUCCUUGGUUUGUUCGGUUCCGGAUAGUUUUUGAAGUGGCUUGUGCACUCGCAUUCUUACAUAACUCAAAGCCAGAGCCUGUUGUCCAUCGGGAUCUAAAACCGGGUAAUAUAUUGUUGGACAGGAAUUAUGUGAGCAAAAUUGGAGAUGUUGGGCUGGCCAAGCUCAUUACAGAUAUUGUUCCUGACAACAUCACGGAGUAUAAAGAAUCUAUUCUUGCUGGUACUCUGUGCUACAUGGAUCCUGAGUACCAGAGAACUGGAACUGUUAGACCAAAAUCAGAUCUAUAUGCCUUUGGCAUUAUAAUUCUCCAAUUAUUAACAGCUCAUCAUCCAAGUGGACUUGUGUUAACUGUUGAAAAUGCCUUCAGAAAAGGCUGCUUUGCGGACAUUCUAGAUACAUCAGUUGCAGAUUGGCCACUUGCUGAAACAGAGGAAUUAGCUAAAAUUGCAUUGCAGUGCUCAAAACUUAGAUGCAGGGACAGACCUGAUCUUGAUACUGAAGUUCUACCAGUUCUUAGAAGGCUUGCAGGUGUAGCAGCUGCUAGUGUAAAGUUGGAAGGACCCAAUACCUACGCACCAAGCCACUACUUCUGUCCAAUUCUUCAGGAAAUAAUGGAUGAUCCAUACAUUGCUUCUGAUGGUUUCACAUACGAGCAUAGAGCUAUUAAGGCGUGGCUUCAGAGGCACAGUGUGUCACCAGUGACAAAGCUUAGGCUUCAGAAUUCUAUGUUAACCCCAAACCACACAUUACGUUCAGCCUUACAGGAGUGGAGGUCACGUUUACAUUUUCAAGAACCUUAAAAGAUAUUUGAAUUAUGGGCUUAAUGCUCAACUUCACCCCUGAAUUUUUAUUGGGAUGUUCAAUUUAGUUUAUUUUUAACA
Messenger RNA from Hevea brasiliensis (rubber tree), 2392 nucleotides. Its product is annotated as U-box domain-containing protein 34. The record is from RefSeq and is a predicted model, not a curated record. NCBI's taxonomy places the organism in Eukaryota, Viridiplantae, Streptophyta, Magnoliopsida, Malpighiales, Euphorbiaceae. Gene Ontology annotation, biological process: protein phosphorylation; protein ubiquitination. The coding region runs from base 128 to 2311 and encodes 727 amino acids. The transcript has 9 exons. Gene Ontology annotation, molecular function: ATP binding; ubiquitin-protein transferase activity; protein kinase activity.